CAAUACACUGAUGAUUCAUGCAUCGCAACAGUAUCGUGACAGCAGACAACAUGAUCUUACGGGUACUGACUACGUUGAUCGCUAUACACAGCUUGACAGCAGGUGAUGUACUCAAGAUACCCCUUCGUAAAGCCCGUAACAGUGAUAAGGACGUGAGAGCUUCGUCCAACCGUCUACCGGGCGUCGAUGACACAGACAAGGACAUUCGUGACAUAGAAAACAAUUUACGUGGCAAACCUGGGCAGGGUUAUUACAUAGAAAUUGACAUUGGCACUCCACCUCAAAAGGUUAAUGUUCUUGUUGACACCGGCAGUAGUAAUUUUGCUGUGGCAUCUACACCUAAUAGUUUUAUCACAAGAUUCUUCCAAAGAGAAGACUCAUCUACGUAUGAAGAUUUGGGAACAUCAGUACAUGUUCCUUACACUCAAGGUCGGUGGGAUGGAGUCUUGGGGACAGAUCUUGUUUCCAUCGCAAGUGUAUCAAAUGCAACUGCACGUGUCAACAUUGCAAGUAUAACUGAUUCUGAACAUUUCUUUAUUAAUGGAUCAAACUGGGAAGGAAUUUUGGGAUUGGCUUAUGAAGAGAUUUCCAGGCCGGAUUCAUCAGUGGUCCCGUUCUUUGAUUCUUACGUUACAAGUAGCGUAUUUGCAUUGCUGCUAUGUGGCACAGUAGGGUCUGUGUCUGAGAUGGGUGGUACUAUGACUGUUGGUGGAAUUGAUGAAGAAUUGUAUACUGGUAGUAUAUUUUAUAGCCAUAUAAGAAAACAGUGGUACUAUGAAGUUGUAAUCACAGAUAUGGAAGUUGAUGGUAAAAGUCUUGAAAUGGAUUGUAAAGAAUACAAUUUUGACAAGACUAUCGUUGACAGUGGUACAACUAAUUUAAGAGUCCCUUUAAAAGUUUUUAACAGAAUUGUCAAAGGCAUUGACAGUACAAUCAAUGUCACCAUUACACCAGGUUUCUGGACAGGGGCAGAGCUAAUGUGUUACGGGGAAGAUGUAACACCUUGGCAAAUAUUUCCUUCUUUUUCAAUUUCAUUACUUUCUGAAAAUCUAAGUCAAGUUUAUAAAUUAAUAAUAUCACCAAAGCAAUAUAUGCGUAAAGUAGAUGAUGUCAGUAACACAAUAAAUGAUUGUUACAAGUUUGCGAUCACCACGUCAGCUUCGGGCACAGUCAUUGGUGCGGUUAUCAUGGAAGGAUUUUAUGUCAUAUUUGAUAGAGAAAAUCAAAGAGUGGGAUUUGCCGCAUCAAGUUGUGCUGCUGAUGACUCAACAAUUUCACCACAAGUCUUGGGUCCAUUCUCUUAUGAUAACUCAUCGGAUUGCGCUUACCACAUCCCAGAAAACAACGAAGCUACAUUGAUGGUCGUAGCGUACGUCAUGGCAUCAAUAUGCGGUAUAUGUAUGGUGCCGUUAUUUAUUAUGGUAAUGCAGUGCUAUCAGAAAAAGUCGAUCGAGAAAAAAAAUGAUGGGGAAACAUUGAUCGAUGACUAAGAUGAAGUAUAUAUGAUUUAUUUUUAAGCACCUUGAUGAUCAACAAUGUAAGAAUCGCCGAUAAAAUUUAACUACUUUACUAUAGCAUGUUACUAGGAUUGUCCAAUCACAACUCAAAUGAUUUCCUACCUCUGUGUUCACGUCUAUCAUUGUGAUCAGAUAAAAGAUAUCUUCAGCAUGACAAGCAGAAUUUCUCUUCAUGCAGCACUGGUAUCAUUUGAAAUAAUAGAAAAGCUUACUCAAAAUACAUGUAUUCUAAUUGCAUGACAAAUUUCCUAACCGUAGUUUUAUUUCUCAUUUGAAGUAGGACCAGUCCUACAAGCAAUUAGAAUUUUACCAUAUUAACUCUUUUGUGUUUUCGGGUCCAUAAAUUAAUUUAAAAUCAUUUCUUAUAUUAAGUAGU
Molecule: messenger RNA, 1893 nt
Organism: Saccoglossus kowalevskii
Lineage: Eukaryota; Metazoa; Hemichordata; Enteropneusta; Harrimaniidae
Product: beta-secretase 1-like
Biological process (GO): membrane protein ectodomain proteolysis; amyloid-beta metabolic process
Cellular component (GO): endosome; trans-Golgi network; plasma membrane
Molecular function (GO): aspartic-type endopeptidase activity
Source: RefSeq, a predicted model, not a curated record